Messenger RNA from Mastomys coucha (southern multimammate mouse), 948 nucleotides. RefSeq names its product olfactory receptor 493. Gene Ontology annotation, biological process: G protein-coupled receptor signaling pathway; sensory perception of smell. The coding region runs from base 4 to 948 and encodes 314 amino acids. The record is from RefSeq and is a predicted model, not a curated record. Lineage: Eukaryota; Metazoa; Chordata; Mammalia; Rodentia; Muridae. The transcript has a single exon. Gene Ontology annotation, molecular function: odorant binding; olfactory receptor activity; G protein-coupled receptor activity. Gene Ontology annotation, cellular component: membrane.
UCCAUGGCUUUCCUGAAGGAUGGGAACCACACUGCAGUGACAGAGUUCAUUUUAUUGGGAUUGACAGAUGACCCAGUCCUCAGAGUUGUCCUCUUCAUCAUCAUCCUGUGCAUCUACCUGGUGACUGUGUCUGGGAACCUCAGCACCAUCCUUCUGAUCAGAGUCUCUUCCCAGCUCCAUCACCCCAUGUACUUUUUUCUUAGCCACUUAGCUUCUGUUGACAUAGGCUAUUCAUCUUCUGUCACACCCAAUAUGCUUUACAACUUCCUGGUGGAGAAAAAUACCAUCUCUUAUCUUGGGUGUGCCAUCCAGCUCAGCUUAGCUGCUUUUUGUGGUACAGUUGAAUGCUUCCUUCUGGCCACCAUGGCUUAUGAUCGCUUUAUGGCAAUCUGCAACCCACUGCUUUAUUCAACUAAAAUGUCCACACAAGUCUGUAUCCACUUGAUUGUAGGAUCUUAUAUAGGGGGUUUUCUUAAUGCCUCCUCCUUCACCUUAUUCUUCUUUUCUUUUCUCUUCUGUGGACCAAAUAGAAUCAAUCACUUUUACUGUGAUUUUGCUCCUUUGGUGGAACUCUCUUGUUCUGAUGUCAUUGUCUCUGAAGUUGUAACGUCAUUUUUUUCUGGCUCAGUUACUAUGAUGACAGUGCUUGUCAUAGCCAUUUCCUACACCUACAUCCUCAUCACCAUUCUGAAGAUGCGUUCUGUUGAGGGCCGCCACAAGGCCUUUUCCACCUGCACUUCCCACCUCACUGCAGUCACUCUGUUCUAUGGGACCAUCACAUUCAUUUAUGUUAUGCCCAAGUCCAGAUACUCUACAGACCAGAACAAGGUGGUGUCUGUGUUCUAUAUGGUAGUGAUCCCCAUGUUGAACCCACUUAUCUACAGCCUCAGGAGUAAUGAAAUUAAGGAUGCUCUAAAGAAACAUCUUGGUAAGAAAAUAUUUUCUUAA